This is a messenger RNA of Fomitopsis serialis, 487 nucleotides long. RefSeq lists its product as uncharacterized. The coding region runs from base 90 to 332 and encodes 80 amino acids. The transcript has a single exon. The record is from RefSeq and is a predicted model, not a curated record. NCBI's taxonomy places the organism in Eukaryota, Fungi, Basidiomycota, Agaricomycetes, Polyporales, Fomitopsidaceae.
UUGCAGAUGGGUGCAAAUGUCGGAUACUCGGGCGACUGUCAGAUGGUGAGUCGCUUCACCCCGACGAGUCCUCCAAUCGUCUGAAUACCAUGAAACAGGCUGUCACUGGCGGUGUGCCCGUGAAUCCGAAGUCCGAGGCCGGGCUUGAACAUGUCUCGAUAGCCAGAUCUAGCUCAUCCCACGUCCACCAUCCAGCACGAUGUCACACUAGACGAAGAGUUUCUACGCGUUGCGAUGGACCAAGCAUUGGGCGGCAUAGCACGGGCGGCGCUCGUCGAAGAGGUUGCAGCGAGCUCCAAGGCGUCCUCAGGCCCGACGUCACCAUCCAAUGACGAUGAGGUCUGCGGGCUCAAGGCGCGUCUCUGAGUUUUCUCCGCGAGUACUUCGUCGCCAAACCGCGUGGGGCGGAUCCGGUGGGACGGCUUGAGGCUGGCUGCGGUCACGGAGACGUAGACGGAGAGGUGCACACAACGAUAGGAGAGGAUAG